AUGAAAUUUCCAUAUUUGUGUGUUUUUUUGUUAUUUGCUUUUUCAGCAGUUCAGGCAAGUAUUUUAGUUUCAUCUUUGUUUAUCCCGUUAUAAAAAAUAAUGUUAAUUUACAAUAUUUUCAAAACAACGUACGUACAUAAUAUAAUAUAAUUUUUGUUUUUGAGUAGACUGCUCCUCAUAUAGAGGAACUCGAGAAGACAAUGGACAGUGUGUUCGAUUCUUUAUUUCAUAUAAUACGCAUCCCGUUCAUAAUAGUCGACAAAUAUACGCCGUUAACAACAGCGGUGUACGGUUUAUACGACAAAUUGCAACUGCUGACUGAAAAACUCAAUGAAGUAAUAAUAAUAAUCCAUGCUAAAUAAUAUUUAUUUGGAAAUUUAUUAUCUAAUAAGCACGAUCAUUAUAUAUUUUGUAGUAUAAUGACAAAAUUAAACUUCUUUAAACUGGAUAGGUUUUUAUUUUUGAAAAAUUUUAAUUAAGUAACUAGUCAAUUCAUAACAUUAAUUAAUAUAACUUACCAUGAGUCGUCUCAUAGAAUCUGGCAAUUCAACAUUUACCCACUUUGCAUGGUUUAUUCGAUUUGUAAUAAUGCAUACUCAGAUUUUCCGUUCUUACGACCAUUUAAAGGAGGUCGAAAUACCAAUACACACCAUCAACACACAAUAGUUCAACACGUGGGUCACAAGUGUGCAGGGCAUAUUAGUUUUAAAAUGAGAGAGGUUCGGUUACAUAAGUUUUGAAGACCGUAAUAUUUACGAUUUGAACAAAAUACAUUUCGUAAAUUUUCCCAUUUUCACUCACUUGUUAUGAAAAUUCAUGGAAAAAGUUACCUUAUUUUAAUCGUUUUGCAUAGAUUAUAUUAAUACACCUAUAAUAUAAUUAUUCAUAUUUUUUUGAUGUUAUAUUACAUAUGAUAGUCAUAAUAGUAAAUAGAUUUUUUUUUUUUUUUUUUAGAUUCUGAGUGGAGCGAAUAAAAUGUAUUGGGUUUUACAACGAUGUUUAUUUAUUUUUUAUGGAAAACUUUUUUAACAGAAAUUUUAUUCCGUUUUACAAUAACACAAGUUUUUUAAAGGAAAUCUGACGGGAUAGGUACUUUAGAAAGGUCAUUUUUUUGGUUUUCCUAGGAGUUUUCUCGAUGAAUGUGAGAAACGGGAGGAUAGGUGCAAUAUUAAACAAAUAUUAUUAUAGAAAAUAUAUAACGUUUAUGUAAUUGUAAUAAUUGUUUUAUCACAUUAAGUGAUCAGUGGUCACAUUAGUUUAAAUUAUAAUUUAUGGAUUAAAAGGAUAUCCCCCCCCUCACAAGAAGACAAAUAAAAUCCGACGAAUAAGAAAAGAUUGGCACGUGAUGUGUUUAAGUUAGUCACAAGAAAAGAGAUUUUGAUUAAAAUAUUUUGUUUUAAGAGCCUCAAUACUAAGCAAACACAAUUAUAACCAUUAUUUACAUUUUUUAUUGAAAAUGAAGUCCCUAAAGUAACUCCCCAGUCCUUUUUCUUUUCAGAAAAAGUGCUACAUUUUAAAAUCAGAACAAGAUUUGUGGCAGAAAAGUUGUUCACAGAUAAAAAAAUAAUGAGCAAAAUAAACAUCGUUGUGAAACAAAUACAUUCCUUGCUUCUCUCAGAAUCUAAAAUUUUUAGGAACAAAGAGAAAAUAAUUGAUUUUUGACUACUGGUGAAUCAAAAUGUCAUUUAAGGCGUUUGUAAAUUGUAAUUUGUUAAUACUAUAAAAAAAUUUAAAGAAAAUUAGUAUUAUUCUUUUGAAUUAAUUGUACAUCUGUAUGAAAAGUCAAAUAGUUUAAUUAUUUAUAAUUGUUUAAGAUGACGGAUGUAUCCUUAACAUUUAACGGGAAAAAAAUAAAACAUAAAUUACAAACAAUUAUUCCGUUGAUUACGAAACUCGGAAACGAACAGAAAGAAAAUAUACUUUCAUUCACAAAAGUUGCGUUUGAUAAAUUACCACUGAUGAUACAACUCAAAAUUUUACAGAGUGGACACAAUAUUGAUGCUCUCCUAAAGCAACUUCGGGUGAGUAAAAAAAUGUAUUUAUUAAACCUAUAAAAAAUUAUGUUCUAUGAAUAAAAAAUAGGAUGCCAAACUUGCAUUUUAUAACUGUUAAGAUUUUUAAACAUACAAAAGAAAAUUAACAGGCAAAACAUCAAAAAUGCAUUUUCGUACUUUCAUUAAUACUUGAGAUUGCUGCUUGUAUCAAUUUUAUUUCGGUAUCAAAAUAAACACGAGACAGGUCCGUGGAGUUAGCCGGAACUUGAAAAGCACUAAUUCCUGUUAUAUCAACAAGUUUUAGUGCUUAAUUAGUGCUUUCAGAAUAAUAUACAAAAACAAAAAUGUGUGCUCACUCCGAACCCGAGUUAUCGCUAUUGCUAAUUCUUAACUUGAGUCAUAGUAUUAGGUUUUUGCAAUCAUUUGACACGUUGACAAAAUUGAUGUGUUCAUGUAGAUAAUACCAUAAUUAAUGGUUUAUCAUUAUUGUUUAAUUAUCUAUAAAUACGGUUUUCUAAAUUAUAUUAUUUAUAAAUUAUCGUGUUUAGAUGGUUGUCGGGGUAUCGUACCCACGUUCCACGAUAAAAUUCGUAGUUACUUAGAUUAGGUAUACUUAGUGAUAUAAAUUUUCAAAAAAAUUGAAAGUUGACUUUUUUGAAAAUUUCAAAAAGUUGCGAAUGUUAUGAAAAUAUAAAUUGCUUUUUAAGUAAAUCCCUUGAUAUACAAAAUAAUCAAGAAUAUAAUGUAAGACUCUGAUUAUCUCGGAAAAUAUUACCUUUCUCGGAAUUUGUUUUUUAGAACAUUUAAUAAAUUGGUAGCUCUAAGGCCCAACGUAUACCAAUGCAGUUUGGUAGUUACGUUUUUACGACCCACCACUUGCAGUGAUAUAAUAAUAUAAUAAAUAAUAUAUGAAAGCGCUCAGCGCUGCAGCUGCAAUGUUGUGGGAAUAUGAUGGUGACGCGCCAUACGAAUCGGUCGUUGGUAGUGGCUUUGGUAAAUAUUUAAAAUCUCCAUAUUUUUUAUUUUUGAAAGAUCCUCGUGAUAUUCUGUAGAAGCUAUGAAACUUUUAAUCACACAAGGCAAGUACUUUUGCCAUUGAAAGGCAGUGGCGUACUUAAUCCUCUCUUACGGGAGGGGGGGACAUUCUUAAAAUAGACAAUUUCUUACAAAUAUAAAAAAUAUAACAAUGCGCACAUAUUGUCACAAAUAAUUAUACGGCCCACGAGAGGAGGGGCGAUUACCCCUUCGCCCCCCUCACAGGUUCGCCACUGCUGAAAUUUUCUAGGAAAUAUAGCAAUUUUUUCGUUGUAAAGAAGGACCCAAAUUUAUAACAAUUAUUAUAUUUAUUGUUAAUGAAUAAUAAGAGUAGCGUUAUAAUAUCUUCUUCAUAAAAACUUGCCAUACUUAAAAUAUUUAUUACUAGUAAUUUCAAAAUAUAAAUAAAUUAUUUAAAAAUUUAGCUUCAUAAAAAUCCACAAAUGUAUAUGGCGUUUAUGUUAUCACGGUAUUAUCUAUGCUGCUCAUUUACGCCAUGCAAGUGCUACACUGUCACACAGCAAUGGUAUGCGUCCUAAAUGCUUUUCACGGCGUUUUCGUCACUCCACUUUAUCGUCACACUACAACCUACCUAAAAUGUUACAACCAUCUUUUAUUUGUCAUCCUAGUACGAAAAUGCGUUUUUGAUAUGUUUGCUUUAGAGCCGAUCAAUGUAACUUCAGACGUCUUCUGAAUAGUUACUACUGAAUAUUAAUUUCAAUAUAAUUAUGUUAUUAUUAAUAGAAUUAUACGGAUUCAUUAAUCGACGAAAAUGGAAGUUUUCGAACAGACCCCGAUGAGAACACUGUUAUUGAAAAUUAA
This is a messenger RNA of Cinara cedri, 3851 nucleotides long. The record is from the annotation of a GenBank genome assembly. NCBI's taxonomy places the organism in Eukaryota, Metazoa, Arthropoda, Insecta, Hemiptera, Aphididae.